This is a messenger RNA of Acanthosepion pharaonis, 525 nucleotides long. The record is from the annotation of a GenBank genome assembly. Lineage: Eukaryota; Metazoa; Mollusca; Cephalopoda; Sepiida; Sepiidae.
AUGCGCAACUUUUUUUUUCUUUUUGAUAAGUUCCAAUUCAGUUUAUUCUUCUUCAUUAAGGACACUGGUGUGUCCAAAUAUUCCAUUACUCCACUUUUUCUUUUUCUUACUUUCUAUUUUCUCUUUAUUUUCUGCCUUUUUCUUUCUAUUUUUGUUCUUUUUCUAUUUAUUUUCUUUCUUUUUAACUUUCUUUUCUUUCUUUUUAACUUUCUUUUCUUUCUUCUUAUCUAUCUUUUUUCUUCAUUUUUUUCGCUUUUAUAUUUCUCUUUCCAUCAUACUUAUGGAACAUUUUUCCAUUUUUUUCCAUCAUCUUUAUCAAUUCCUAUCUAUCUAUCUAUCUAUCUAUCUAUCUAUCUAUCUAUUUCAAUAAAUUCAUAUCUAUCUAUCUAUCUAUCUAUUUCAAUAAAUCUACAUCUUGUAUCACAGUUUAUUCAUUAUCUAUCUAUCUAUCUACCCAGUCUGUUCAUUAUUAUCUAUCUAUCUAUCUAUCUAUCUAUCUAUCUAUCUAUCUAUCUAUCUAUCUAA